GCGUCACCUUCCCAUAUGUUCUAUAGUUUUCAUUCUAUUAAAAAUUUCAAUGAAUCAGUUGCCAUGGAAUUCAUGACAAGAUUCAUAAUGAAGUUUAUGAUUAUGAUGGAGUAUAUAGAACUAAGGGUUUGUUUGAUAAAUCCGCCAAGCUUAAUGAUUUUAUCCUCCAAACAGGAGAAGUCGAUCCAACCAUACCUGCUAAACAUGAUCUUCCUACCUGUGAUCUUUUGGGUGUUUGAUAACUUGUACAGCAAUGAGAUAACCUCUGUUGCUGUUGCUGUGAAUGCCAUUCGAGCUGGGUCGGAUCCUGAAGCCACAGCUCAAAAGAUUGCAGCUUUUGCAAGACAGAGUGGAGAUGAUAAGAUGAGAUCAACCCCAUUCUCAACAGCUGCCCAAAAAGCUGGUUUUCGUUAUUCUGUGCGUGUAUGAUUGAUGAAUGUAAUUGUAAAUCUUAAUGAAAUAAAAAAAAAGUUGAACGGUGCUUAUUGAGUUUUUUUAUGAUUUGAAUUGCUAUUAGAUAUCUAAAUUAAAUUUAUAAGUAUUUAUUUAGACCAAUUAUCAACUUUGUACUAUGUAUUGUCUAAAGUUAAUCCAAGACAAAUAAUAAAAAGUAUG
Molecule: messenger RNA, 615 nt
Organism: Impatiens glandulifera
Lineage: Eukaryota; Viridiplantae; Streptophyta; Magnoliopsida; Ericales; Balsaminaceae
Exons: 2
Coding region: 16-429 (137 amino acids)
Source: RefSeq, a predicted model, not a curated record